Racocetra fulgida is the source of this 581-nucleotide messenger RNA. The record is from the annotation of a GenBank genome assembly. Lineage: Eukaryota; Fungi; Glomeromycota; Glomeromycetes; Diversisporales; Gigasporaceae.
AUGAAAAACAGUUCCAAAGAAUACGAAAGUCUUUCAUUUAGGGAUACUGAUGCUCCGACCGAAAAAACGGAUGAAGAUAAUUCUCCCGAAGGUGCUAACGGCAUUCUGCCCGACAAAAGCGACGAUACAGACAACGAUUCUGAUUUUGAUGACGAAUCGUUCAGAGAAAUGAGUAAGAGUUGGGAAUUAGCCAAAGAACUAUUGAAUAUUCCGGUCGAAACGAGAACGCCAGACCGCCUGCCUCUUUCUCCCCAACUUGCUCCUAUAUCAAAUUUGGAAGCCGGACUUAAAGAAAUAAUUGACACCGCCGACAAGACCAUUGACGAUUUUAAAAAGGAGACGGAAGCCGAAGUUGAAAUGGCCCAAGAAGAAAAAUUAUUAGCCAAAAAAGCCGCCACCGAGACGAAAUUGACAAAUCUCCGAGAUAAACUUGACCAACUAGAAAAAAAAUUAGCAGAAGUAAUUAAUGGAACUGAUGACGGAACCAAAAAAAAGGAAGGACAAAUAGAAUGUGCCAACAAAGAGCAUAAGAAAGAUUUAUUAAAAAAAUUAAACGAAGCCGUUAAAGACAAAACAAGAUU